CCGGAUCUGGCGCCGCUAGGGGGCGCUAGUGACGUCACGUGACGCUGUGCGCCGCGCAGGAAGGGGCGGAGCUUCGGUGCAGCUGAGCGACGUGUUCUAAUCACACUGUUAGCAGUUCAUUCAUCGCUCGAGACAUGGUGUUAUUAGAAAACGACGCGUUUCUAACUGAACUCACUCGGCUGUUCCAGAAGUGCAGGACCACCGGCAGCGUCGUCAUCACUUUAAAGAAAUAUGACGGCAGAACGAAGCCGGUUCCCAGAAAAGGCCAUCCAGAGACGUUUGAACCGGCCGACAACAAAUGUCUCAUCAGAGCGUCAGAAGGCAAGACCAAAAUCAGCACAGUGGUCAGCACCAAAGAAGUAAUAAAGUUUCAAAUGGCGUAUUCAAACUUGUUGCGAGCGCACAUGGACGGCUUGAAAAAGAAAGACAAAAAGAAUAAAAGCAAGAAAACUAAAGCCACAUAGUGAUGGACAGUAAAGGAGAGGCGUGUACGUCUGAUCCGACACUCACCAGUGCCACACCACCUUCCCAUCAGCCCCUGCGGCGGGCGGCUCUGAAGGCACAUCUGAAAACCUGCCAACCUUCCACUUCUGCUCAUCCACAACCAACCGAACCGAGCGGCCUGAUGACGCAGAGCUUCGUUUACUACUGCAUACUAGGUUUAAUGAGCGUUUCUGAGUUCUUUAGGUGAAGAUGAGAUGCGCUGGAAUCCAUCAGUUUAUAUUCCAAGCCAUAUUUUGAUUUAGAAAACAGUGUUUUAUAUGGUGAGUGAACAUUACGGUCAGUAACUUUCUCCUCCUGGUGUAAUAAUAUCGUUAUUUCAGUGCUCCACUGCUUGUUUUUAUUUUGAAUAUUUUUCUCUUUUUUUUUUUUGAACGAGAUAUUAAGUUUGAAAGACGCCCCUGAUUGUUGCAAGUUUUCGAGGUCUAACAGUGGAGUUUUUCUAAAGCGUUUCUUAUUUGACCACAGAACAAAACCACCCUUGUAGAUUUGCAAAUAAAGAGAACAUUUAUUCACUGGUUUGAUCAUGAGAAAAUCCCAAAGACGUUUAGACUGAGAAUCACGAUCUUGUACAGAUGACAUCUUCAGUAGAGACAUGAAGCUUGUGUACUGUAAAAAACAAAACGUUGAAAUAAAUACAGUAUGUACACGUCAGGUCUGUGAAAUUAAA
Molecule: messenger RNA, 1171 nt
Organism: Onychostoma macrolepis
Lineage: Eukaryota; Metazoa; Chordata; Actinopteri; Cypriniformes; Cyprinidae
Gene: srp14
Product: signal recognition particle 14
Exons: 5
Coding region: 135-464 (109 amino acids)
Biological process (GO): SRP-dependent cotranslational protein targeting to membrane
Cellular component (GO): signal recognition particle, endoplasmic reticulum targeting
Molecular function (GO): endoplasmic reticulum signal sequence receptor activity; 7S RNA binding
Source: RefSeq, a predicted model, not a curated record